Messenger RNA from Echinops telfairi (small Madagascar hedgehog), 711 nucleotides. RefSeq names its product vegetative cell wall protein gp1-like. Bases 1 to 711 code for a protein of 236 amino acids. The record is from RefSeq and is a predicted model, not a curated record. Lineage: Eukaryota; Metazoa; Chordata; Mammalia; Afrosoricida; Tenrecidae. The transcript has 2 exons.
AUGGAAGGGGGGGAGGGGAAACCCGGCGAGCGGGCCCUUGUCAAUCGAGGGCCUGAGGGCCCGGCCUCGACCACCGUCACCCGGACACUCCCGCGAGCCUCCGCCCCAUUAUGCCCCCCGCCGUCUGCCACGCCCAGCCGGGCUCCACUCCCCGCGCAGCUGGCCCAGCCCGGCCCGGCCCGGUCACCCGCUCGCCGGGGCCUCCCGUUAGCGGCCGGCUCACGGACCGCCCCGCCCGGGCCGCGCUCCCAGGCCCCACCCCUCACGCCCUCCGGCCUCCGCCGGUUCUCCCCGGUCCAGGCCCUUCCCUCCGGCUCGCGCCACCCCGUCCGCGGGGCUUUCCCCGGCGAGCCGGCGGUCCAGACCCGCCCCAGAGCCUGCCUCAGGCAAGUGCCGGGACACGUGCGGCCUGCCCUCCCCCACGCCGCUCUGCCCGGUCGCCUCGGGAAGACCCAGGGAGUCGGCGCGGACACGCGGAGCACGCACGCGCACACCGCACCUCUCCUGGUUCAGCGUCCUCCGCGCUCAGGUCGCCGGCCCAGGCUACGGCCCCGCCCCCAGGCCCGACCCCGCCCCUCACGGCGGGACCCGCGCAAGCGCGCCUCCCCUGCCCCGCCCUUCCCCCGCCCCCGCCGGGCCCGCGGUCCCACGGCGCCAGGUUGCCCCCAGCCCCCUCCCGCCUUCCACUCUCUCUCGUCCCACCCUCUUUAG